Messenger RNA from Trichogramma pretiosum, 1516 nucleotides. RefSeq names its product speckle-type POZ protein-like A. Gene Ontology annotation, cellular component: cytoplasm; nucleus. The record is from RefSeq and is a predicted model, not a curated record. The transcript is spliced from 3 exons. Lineage: Eukaryota; Metazoa; Arthropoda; Insecta; Hymenoptera; Trichogrammatidae. Bases 473 to 1516 code for a protein of 347 amino acids. Gene Ontology annotation, biological process: proteasome-mediated ubiquitin-dependent protein catabolic process; regulation of proteolysis. Gene Ontology annotation, molecular function: ubiquitin protein ligase binding.
GUGAAACAUCUUUUACUUGGUACCGAAUCACACGCUGAAUAGGCUUACACCGCUUAGUGCUCACGAGUCACGAGUCACGAGUCGCAUCUCACACAAGACGCACAAAAACACACACGCAGAACUCAAAAGUUCUUGCGCCCAGCAGUGGAAUACGUCGGGCGACCUACUGCGCUCGAAUUUUACACAUAUAACGUAUAUUUUACAAGAUCGAGCGUUGCGAAUUGAAAUUUAAAUUGAAUUAUUUAUUCAGUGUGGAUAUAUCCUUGUCGUCAAAAAGUGUUGCUAUCCUUUCGCCAUUUGAACUAGUCGCUUUUCACGAGCAGAAAAAAAGCAUUUCAUACGCGUCAGUGACAUUGUUGGGAAAAGUGCUGUCGAAACUGUUAUCUCGUCUGCGCUUUUUAUUAAUUUUAUUAAACAAAGUUUACUCAAUAAAGUAAUAAGUGUCUAAAAGUUAUCUGCUGCGUGAGUCAAAAUGUCAUCAAAACAACGAAUAGUGGCGUUAACUAAAGUUUAUUCGGACGAGUGUAUUUAUACGUGGACGAUUGAGAAUUAUCGCUUGCUAAAAUUUAAAGUAGGAGAAAGAAUAACAUCUCCAAAAUUUGGCGUUGGAAGUGACGAAAAAAAUUAUUUUCAAUUGUGGAUGUACCCCGAAGGCGUCCAUAAAGAGUCUGAAGGAUACAUUUCUGUAUAUCUUACACCUGUAAUUGAUUCAACGAAGCGACCGGAUAAGCUCGUAUGUAAAUGGACAAUGUCAGCUGUUAAUGAUGGAACAGUUGUUGAUAAAUUUACAUUGCAUCUUGAUUUUGCGACCGAUAACUUCAAUGGCUAUGGUACGCCGAAAUUUUAUGCAUUAAAAAAUAUUGACAAAUUAAUUUCGGCCGAGAACACUGUAACUAUUCAAUGUGAAUUAGAAAUUUUCAAGGAAUUUGAAUCCUCAUUGAAAUUAGACAAUAUCAACAUUACACAUCAGAUAAAUAAUAAAAUAAAUUUGGACUCAUUGUUUCUCUGUGAAGAAUUCAGUGAUAUUAGAAUAAGAACUUCUGAUGAAAAUGACAUCCCAGCUCACAAAGCUAUACUCGCAGCUGCCAGCCCCGUAUUCAAAGCCAUGUUUACUCACAAUAUGUUGGAAAAUAAAGAAAAUUCAGUGAACAUAACUGACACUACUAAUAAUACUGUAAUUGAAAUGUUGAGAUAUAUCUACACAGCUGAGGUUAUUAUCAACAAAGUAGAUAUUACUAUUGAACUAUUAGAAGUAGCUGACAAGUAUCAAAUUGACAAUUUGAAAAUUGAAUGUGAAAAAAUAUUAUAUUCUGAUUUGUCAUCUGAAAAUGCUAUCAAAAUAUUAAUAGCUGCUCAUAAAUACAAAACAAAGUAUUUGGAAGAUGAAACAAUAAAGUUUAUUACAAGAGGAAAGAUCGAUGACGAAGGCAGAGUGGAAGCACCACGCGUUGCAUUUGACGAUCUUACGAGGAUUUACAUCGCAGCAGUGAAUAUGAUUCUUGAAAGUGAAAUGUAG